AUGCGUCGACGUGCCGCGCCACAGCAGCGGUCCGCCAGGAGCGGCCUGCGGGCCCUGCGACAAUUGUCGGGCGGUGAACCACACCGCGUGCAUGUCGUGGCCGACGCGGUUGGCCACGCGCCUCUGGCGGCGCACGUCGAUGGCGACGAUAGUGCCCACGACGGAGGCAACGAGGCAAAAGCGACGGCGGCUCCCAGCGUGAAGUUGGACGGUGUGUGGCUGAGCACCUGCUCCGGUGCCCUCCUCCGCGUCAUCGACUUUUUAUUGUCGCGGUUUGCGGUGAAGCCCACGGAGGGGUGGGUGCGGGCGACAAUCGUUUGCCUCUCCUCCGCGUCCGUGCACGUCAAUGCGAGGUUGGCGUUGGCUCGCCUCGUGCAGCUGCGGGCUUCCGCCUUUGCGCCGGCAGCCGAUGCCCUUCGGGACGCGGUGGUGUCGCUGGUGUGCGCGGAGGAGAUGGGGGAGGGCGGCGUGCAUUACGUGGCGCGUGAACUGCUGGAGCUGUUGCUCUACUGGGGCGAGGCAGGGGCCAUGGGGCUCACGGCCGAGGCUGCGCGUGCGCUGAUGGAGUUUCUUCUUCGCUCCGCACCACACCCCAGUGAGGAGGUGGUGCAGCGCAACGUGGGCCUCGCCCGUCGACUGCUCUCCCUCGCAUCACCGCCGUGUCCACUGCGUGAAGCGGAGCUGCGGUGCGUGCUUCGAGGUGACGCGCUGGCGGCCAGGUUUGGCCUGCAGCUCUGCGGCCUCCUCGUCGAGGGCGGCGGGGCGUCGCUGCUGGACUCCGUGGCGCCGGCCCCCCCGGAGGAGCUCUACCACGCCCUGGCGUCCUGCCUCCGGAGGAACAGGGCUGUGACCGCGGGUGACGAGAGGGACCUGCUGGAGGCAGCGGAGGUGGUUGGAAAGGAGCUCUGCGGGCUGCGGGCCCACGCCGCAACGGCUGCGCUGCUGCGCGACACGGUGCGAGGCGCGUUGCUCUCCCUCUGGUCCCGCAGCCCGGGGGCGGCGCUGCGGGCGCUGCGGGCUAUUGUGCGGCACGACGCCGGCGUCCUCGCGGCGAUUCCGCCCGCCACGCUCCUUGCAAACUUCAUGAGUCGUGACGCCGCCGAGCAGGCGACGACGCUCCACCUGCUUCGCCGGGCCCCCACACGUGCCGUGGAGACGUACGCGAGGCUGCAGGCUCUCUUUUCCGGCCACGUCCCCGCCCUUCACGGCUUGGUGCGUGUCGAGUUGUACCACCUGCUCGCGGAGCUGCUCCCGCUGCUCGCCGCCCCGUCGCGGGGGAGUCUCGUGGACGUCUUCCUCUCACCGGACGCCGCGCGGCUGAUGCGCGGGGGCGAGGCGACGAGCGUGGCCUUCCUCGGCCUGGCCGUGGCCGCGUACGCGGUGGCCCCCUCGUCGGCUGCGCUGGCGAGGGUGACGGAGGGGCUGAAGCAGCCGUCGCCGUCGGUGUGGCGCGUGGCGCUUGCGUGCCUUGACGCCCACGUGCUCCCGCGUGACUCGUGCGGGACUCGACUGGCGGCUCUGCGGGACAUCCUUUCCCCGCAGGCGGUGGGGCGUGAGGCGUGGCUGCGGCACGCCGCCGUGUUGAUGCUUUUGCUCCGGCCUGCCACCACUGCGGGGGAGCUGCGUGCCGCACCCACCCCCUCUGCUGCCCCAUGCGCGGGUUUACUCCGGUGCCGUUGCGACGCCAACGAGUCACUUUCUCAGCGGCGCCGAGCGGAGGAGGAGAGGACUGGGCGGGAGGAGGCCGCGCACGCGCAGGCCUCAUUGGACAGCUCUGCCGAAGACCUCGCGGGGUUUGCGGUUCCGCCGGAGUCCUUCAUCGCCCCACUUCAAUUGCUCUGCCUGCACGACGCGGACACGGCGUGGUGUUGUUUGGAGCCCGUUGAAGAGGGCCUCCCGCUUUGA
Messenger RNA from Trypanosoma conorhini, 1905 nucleotides. RefSeq names its product serine/threonine-protein kinase HSL1,negative regulator of Swe1 kinase. The transcript has a single exon. Bases 1 to 1905 code for a protein of 634 amino acids. Lineage: Eukaryota; Euglenozoa; Kinetoplastea; Trypanosomatida; Trypanosomatidae. The record is from RefSeq and is a predicted model, not a curated record.